Messenger RNA from Pungitius pungitius (ninespine stickleback), 7935 nucleotides. It is a transcript of the gene cacna1ba, whose product is annotated as calcium channel, voltage-dependent, N type, alpha 1B subunit, a. Lineage: Eukaryota; Metazoa; Chordata; Actinopteri; Perciformes; Gasterosteidae. The record is from RefSeq and is a predicted model, not a curated record. Gene Ontology annotation, biological process: calcium ion import across plasma membrane; chemical synaptic transmission. Gene Ontology annotation, molecular function: high voltage-gated calcium channel activity. Gene Ontology annotation, cellular component: neuronal cell body; voltage-gated calcium channel complex; membrane.
GUGAGGUCUAGACAAGGAGCAGUGGAGAAAGUAGUGCGUCUGCAUUCUCAUCAACGGCGAUUUGAUGUGAGCAGGCUGCGUAGUUCCCCAGUAACUGUACCAACAAAGUGACGGUGGCCUGUCGUCGGACCCGGUCAUCGAUUCAGCGUUCAUCUGGAGUAGAAAGUAUUUAGAACAAAAAUGUUCAAGGACGCCUUCUAGAAGAAAUUGUAAUGUGGACUCGUCACGCUGAGGAUUUGCCGUAUUUCCUCUGCUGUAGUCUUCACCAGGAGCCCUCAUGUCGACCUGGAUCGUGGACCAGUACAUCCACGGGGCCAGUUGCACUAUCCUGCAUCAUGGAAUGCGCACGUCUAAACUUUGAAUUUCCGGUCGGGCUUGGUGGCAGCACGGGAAGCAGCAGAGACUGAGGUUAAAGAGGAAUAUCUUCUCCCGCUCCGUGUACUUGUGGAUGUAGGACGCCUGUGUCAGUGCACGGCGCGCGCACCUCGGGGACCUACGGCGCUGGGUGUGCUGGGAUGCUCGCUUCCUUUUCAGCUGCCAGCUGCGGUUUCUCUAGUAAGACCGGUGCUCUUGCGGGAUGGCCCGCGUUGAAGACGAGGUCUCCGGCCGCUAUGGAGGCAGCUGUUCCACGGGCCCGAGCAGAGGGGCCGGCCGGCCCCCGGGAAUCCAGCGGGUGUACAAGCAGACGAUGGCGCAGAGAGCCAGGACCAUGGCCAUUUACAACCCCAUUCCGGUCAAACAGAACUGCCUAACCGUUAACCGCUCUCUGUUUACCUUCAGCGAAGAUAACAUCAUACGGAAAUAUGCCAAAAGGAUCACAGAGUGGCCUCCAUUUGAGUACAUGAUCCUGGCCACCAUUAUAGCAAACUGCAUUGUGCUGGCUCUGGAGCAACACCUUCCGGCCUUGGACCAAACACCAAUGUCAAAGCGUCUGGACGACACAGAGCCCUACUUUAUUGGAAUAUUUUGUUUUGAGGCUGGCAUCAAGAUCAUCGCCCUGGGCUUUGCCUUUCACAAAGGCUCGUACCUGCGUAAUGGCUGGAAUGUAAUGGAUUUUGUGGUGGUCCUAACAGGGAUCCUUGCCACCGUUGGGGCUGACUUUGAUCUGACGACACUGAGGGCAGUGAGAGUGCUGCGGCCACUCAAACUGGUCUCCGGCAUUCCAAGUCUUCAGGUGGUAUUAAAGUCCAUUAUGAAAGCCAUGGUGCCUCUGCUGCAGAUUGGCUUGCUACUCUUCUUCGCCAUCCUCAUGUUUGCAAUCAUUGGCCUUGACUUCUACAUGGGGAAGUUUCACCGCACCUGCUUUAGAAUCGACACAGACAAACAAGUAGCAGAUUUCCCUUGUGGGCUGGAGGCUCCAGCAAGAACCUGUGCUAACGGCACAGCCUGCAGGGAGUACUGGACUGGACCCAACUUUGGUAUCACCAACUUUGACAAUAUCCUCUUCGCGGUUCUCACGGUUUUCCAGUGCAUCACAAUGGAGGGAUGGGUGGACAUUCUCUACAACGCCAACGAUGCUUCAGGGAACACAUGGAACUGGCUAUACUUCAUCCCACUUAUCAUAAUUGGUUCCUUUUUCAUGCUAAACCUGGUGUUGGGUGUGCUGUCAGGGGAGUUUGCCAAGGAGAGAGAGCGGGUGGAGAAGCGGCAAGAAUUCCUGAAGCUGCGCAGGCAACAGCAGAUUGAAAGGGAGUUAAUUGGGUAUCUGGAAUGGAUCUGCAAAGCAGAGGAGGUGAUGCUGGCUGAGGAAGACCAGAAUGCAGAGGAGAAGUCUCUGGAUGGAGCAUGGUACAAAAAGAAACACAACAGCUCUGUGCUGAAAAGGACUAAGAAGAGUAAGAAUGACCUCAUCAAUGCAGAAGAAGGCGAAGACCACUUCACAGACAUCUCAUCCGCUGGGUCGCCGUUCGCCCGGGCCAGCUUGAAGUGUAAGAACGAGAGCUCCUCUUACUUUAGAAGAAAAGAAAAAAGGAUGCGCUUCACCAUCCGCCAUCUGGUCAAGUCCCAAAGAUUCUACUGGACAGUGCUGUGUCUGGUUGGCCUCAACACACUGUGUGUAGCCAUUGUCCACUAUGACCAGCCUGAGUGGCUCACCUUUGCACUCUACCUAGCAGAAUUUGCCUUUCUUGGCCUGUUUCUGGCUGAGAUGUUCAUAAAAAUGUAUGGCCUUGGACCCCAGAACUACUUCCACUCAUCAUUCAACUGUUUUGACUUUGGGGUGAUCAUUGGCAGUAUUUUUGAGGUGAUCUGGGCUGCCAUCAAACCUGGGGCAUCAUUUGGGAUCAGUGUGCUGCGGGCUCUGCGGCUGCUCAGGAUUUUUAAAGUCACAAAGUACUGGAACUCUUUGAGGAACUUGGUGGUAUCCCUUCUCAACUCAAUGAAGUCAAUCAUCAGCCUGCUGUUCCUCCUCUUCCUCUUCAUUGUUGUCUUUGCUCUUUUGGGCAUGCAGCUGUUUGGUGGCCAAUUUAAUUUUGAGGACGAAACGCCAACAACAAACUUUGACACAUUCCCAGCAGCGAUUCUCACUGUGUUCCAGAUCCUAACUGGGGAGGACUGGAAUGCAGUCAUGUACCAUGGGAUCGAAUCCCAGGGAGGAGUUCACAGGGGAAUGUUCUCCUCUAUCUAUUUUAUUGUUCUCACUCUCUUUGGAAACUACACACUUCUCAACGUAUUCUUGGCUAUUGCUGUCGAUAACCUUGCAAAUGCACAAGAGCUUACUAAGGAUGAAGAGGAGCAGGAAGGUGCCAUCAAUAAGAAGCUUGCCCUCCAGAAGGCUAAGGAGGUAAAGGAGGUCAGCCCCACGUCAGCCACUAACAUCUCCAUUGCAGCUUUGGUAACACGCAGUCGAGGUAACGUGCACUCUAGCAGCCCAUCUAUCUGCAGUGUUAACUCCCUUAAGGAACAGCAGAAAUCAAUGAAGACAAUGUCUGUUUGGGAGCAGAGGGCCAACCAGCUGAGGAGGCAGAACCAAGCGAGCUGCGAGGCCCUCUACAGUGAGCUGGAGCUUGAGGAGCAUCUCCGCCUGUCCUCAGCCCUCCACACCCGGCCUGACAUGAAAACCCACCUUGACCGGCCGCUCGUUGUCGAGCCUCGUGAAGGGCCUUUCCCUGCUGCCCAUCAUCACCACCAUCACAAGUCUUGCAUGCCAGAGGCAGGGUUGACAGCCACUGAUCAUCCUCCCCCUGUUCCCCGGCACCACAACUGCCACAGAGACAGAGACGGGGACCGGGCAAAAGCAAGACAGGAUACAAAUGACAACAAUUUUACGAGUAAGGACGGAGGCCAUCAUGUCCAUCACAGGAACUCCAAGGAACACAAAGGCAGCCAGGGAAAUAAGCGAAAAAGUGAAGGGUCCCACAGAGAGAGAGGCAGGACACACAACCACCAGAGCUCAGUGGAUCACAGCGGAGCGGGAGGACUCCCUAGGGUGAGAGAGCAUCGGCAUCACUCGCACCGGCAGUCCAAAGGGGGCAACAGGACAGUAAACAGUGGUGGCUGGGCAGAGCCAAGAUCCCGCCACAAAGACAGACUGUCUAACAGGAAUGGGGAUCGACUUUCUAAAGAAGACAGUGGAAGCCCUGGAGAAAGGAUGAGGCAUCGGAUUCAUGGAUCCGGGGGCCAAUCAGUUGAAGAAGAGGAGUCCAACAAAAGAAAGAAGACCCACAGCAACAGGGACAAGUUCGGUGACUUGUCGGGACAGUCCUUCGCCUUCUCCCCCCAGCACAACUUUCAGGGGUGUCGCUGGCCACCUGACCAACCAGAGGACGCAGACAACCAGAGGGCGGUCAGAAGAACCGGCCAAACCUCCAUUCAAAUUCUUCCUGUGACUAUCACAUCCCCAUCUGGAGACCGUCCCUUUAUACAAAUGAAUAGUUUUGACUGUGAGACAAUGCCCAUGAAGGAGACUGGAUCCAAACCCAUCCUGCCUUACAGUUCCAUGUUCAUCUUUGGAAACACUAAUCUGGUGAGGCGGUUAUGUCACUAUAUUGUGACUCUGCGUUAUUUUGAGAUGUCCAUCCUGGUUGUCAUUACUAUGAGCAGUAUUGCUUUGGCAGCAGAAGACCCUGUCUGGAUAAACGCUCCUCGCAACAAUGUGCUCAAAUAUCUGGACUACGUCUUCACUGGUGUUUUCACGUUUGAAAUGGUGAUCAAGAUGGUGGACCUUGGCCUGUUGCUUCAUCCUGGAGCCUACUUCAGAGACCUCUGGAACAUUCUAGACUUCAUAGUGGUCAGUGGGGCACUGGUGGCUUUUGCAUUUUCGGGGACCAAAGGGAAGGACAUCAGCACAAUCAAGUCAUUGAGGGUUCUCAGAGUGCUCAGGCCUCUAAAAACCAUCAAACGUCUUCCAAAGCUCAAGGCGGUGUUUGACUGUCUGGUCAAUUCAUUAAAGAAUGUGCUGAACAUCCUCAUAGUUUACAUCCUCUUCAUGUUCAUCUUUGCGGUCAUCGCGGUUCAGCUCUUUAAGGGAAAAUUCUUCUACUGCACAGACGAGUCCAAGAGCCUCGAGAAGGACUGCAAAGGGCAGUUUCUUGACUACGACCAAGAUGAGGUGGCCCCCAUGCCCAGGGAGUGGAAGAAAUAUGAGUUCCACUAUGACAAUGUCCUUUGGGCCUUCCUGACCCUCUUCACGGUCUCCACUGGGGAGGGCUGGCCAACUGUUUUGAAGCACUCUGUGGAUGCUACCUUUGAAGACAUGGGUCCCAAUCCAGGCUACCGGAUAGAAAUGUCCAUCUUCUAUGUAGUUUACUUUGUGGUCUUCCCUUUCUUUUUUGUGAACAUCUUUGUCGCUCUCAUCAUCAUCACCUUCCAGGAGCAAGGAGACAAGGCCUUAUCUGAGUGCAGCUUGGAAAAGAAUGAGAGGGCUUGUAUUGACUUUGCCAUAAACGCCAGACCUCUGACACGCUACAUGCCUCAGGACCAACAAUCCUUUCAGUAUAGGAUGUGGAAGUUUGUGGUCUCACCCCCAUUUGAAUAUUCCAUCAUGAUCAUGAUUGCUCUCAAUACAAUAGUACUCAUGAUGAAGUUCCAUGGAGCUCCAGACUUCUAUGAAGCAAUGCUGAGGAACCUUAACAUAGUCUUCACAACCCUUUUCUCUCUGGAGUGUAUCCUCAAGAUCAUUGCGUUUGGUCCGUUGAACUACUUAAGGGAUGCCUGGAAUGUGUUUGACUUUGUCACAGUGUUGGGCAGCAUCACUGACAUCCUGGUGACAGAAAUCAACACCACGGACAAACUGCUGAACCUGAGCUUCCUGAGGCUCUUCAGAGCUGCUCGGCUCAUCAAGCUGCUAAGACAGGGCUACACCAUUCGCAUCCUGCUGUGGACCUUUGUCCAGUCCUUCAAGGCCCUGCCUUAUGUUUGCCUUCUGAUUGCUAUGCUGUUCUUCAUUUAUGCCAUCAUUGGGAUGCAGGUGUUUGGCAACAUUGCGCUGAAUGAGGAUACAGCUAUCAAUCACCACAACAACUUUCGUACUUUCCUCCAAGCUCUCAUGCUGCUAUUCAGGAGUGCAACUGGUGAGGCCUGGCACGAGAUAAUGUUAUCCUGUCUGAGUCAGCGAGCCUGUGACGAGCAUUCGGGGUCCCAUGGGAACGAGUGUGGCAGUGAUUUUGCAUACUUCUACUUUGUCUCUUUCAUCUUCCUCUGCUCUUUCCUGAUGCUGAACCUGUUUGUGGCUGUCAUAAUGGACAACUUUGAAUACCUAACCAGAGACUCCUCCAUCCUAGGACCUCAUCACCUCGAUGAGUUCAUCCGGGUUUGGGCCGAGUAUGACCCGGCUGCAUGUGGCCGUAUCAAGUACCUUGAUAUGUAUCAGAUGCUGCUCCACAUGUCCCCACCCUUAGGUUUGGGAAAGAAAUGUCCGCCAAGAGUCGCCUACAAGCGCCUCGUUAAAAUGAACAUGCCCAUUGCUGAUGACAACAGCGUCCAUUUCACCUCCACCCUGAUGGCCCUGAUUCGCACGGCCCUGGAGAUCAAACUGGCCUCAGGCAUGGUAGCCCAGUGCUUAUCUGAUGCCGAGUUAAGGAAGGAGUUGUCUACAGUGUGGCCCAGUCUCUCCCAAAAGACCAUGGAUCUGUUGGUCACACCUCAUAAAUCCAAUGAACUUACCAUUGGAAAGGUUUAUGCGGCCCUGAUGAUCUUCGACUACUACAAGCAGAAUCGAUCGAAGAGGCUGCAGCAGCAGCAACAACAGGGCGCGUCACGCUCCCAGUGCAAGGUCGGAGCUCUGUUUACGCCAUUGCUGCCUCUGACUCACAUGCAGGAGAAAGAUCUGCCUAUGAUGUUAAACAGUGUGGAGCCUCCCAACAUGCUUCAGCCUCAGCCCAAAACCCAUGCUGAGUCGCAGCCACAGACCAGACCUAGCUCCAACUCCCUCAACAAUGGAGGCACACUGCCAGGACGUAACCACAACAUCAAAGCAUCAUCUUCUUGGGUAAUGGAGAAACCUGAGGAAGUGGCCGGAGUUGAGACUAAGAGAACCGUGUUCAGGGGCCCAUCAAAGGACACACCAGACAUUGCUGUCAUGCAGGAAUCCGUGGAGAUAAAGAAAAUGGAGACCGGUGUCAGCGGCACAAUCCCAGUUCCUGGCACAGGUCUGGACAACAACGGCAGAGCAGCUUCUAUGCCUCGACUCAAUGCUGAACUGCCGACUGUUCCAGAUGGUAGCUGCAUGAAGCGGUCCGCCUCCAGUGUGGCCCCACAGCAACCCCAAGAGAUCAACCUGCAAGACUCCACCCUGGAGAAACCUAUCCAAGACCGGCCCCGCCGCCGCCACCGCCACCACCACCGCCAAUGCCACCGUCACCGAGAGAAGAGGCAGAGAUCGUUCGAAACAACCGCAGGUGGACAACUACCUAGAGCUGGUGCAGCAGGAGAGCCAGAGUCUGAAACGGCUGCCUCCAAAGAACGAGGACACGACCGCGGACGCUCCCACGACAGGAAGCAUUACUCCUCUGCAGAUAAGCAGCGAUACUAUUCCUGCGACCGCUACUGCAGCCGGGAACACUGCCCCACCAAAUCUGCUAACCCCAGCUGUGCCGUCUCCCCCAGCGGGGGGCAGGAAACCAGCAACAAGCAGGGCAGCGUUUGGGUUAAAGACAGCCCAGUGUCACUGAAUUCCAUUUAUAGCACGCCAAGCCGAGGACGUCGGCGGCUUCCCCGCCCCCCCGUGACUCCGCGGCAAGGGGUGGCCUACAAGACUGCCAAUUCAUCCCCGGUGCACUUUGUGUCCAGCCGGGCUUCUCUGAGCUUCGGCCUUUCGGAGCACGACGCCCUGCAGCAUGGUAACCUUCACUCUCCCUGCCCCGUCACUCGUUUCAGCUCUGAGCCCUUCUUGGGUCGGGGCCACACCGAGGACCUGGACAGCCUGUACGCCAGCCUCCAGGACCAGCUGGAGAUCUUUCAGGAUGCAGUGUCAGUGACUUUCAGCUCAAGUGCCGGACGCUCAUCUCAGACUACACUGCCUCGCAUGAUGGGAGCCCUGCUUCCUGCCCCGCAGCAGAACCUAGGGGUGUCUAACGGGUACCACUUCAGCAUUGGGGGAAGCACCAGCCCAGGCUCUGGUAUUAGGGCACAGGCAGAGGAUAAAUGGUGCUAGUGAAUUCUUGAGGAUUUGUGAUGGGUUUUAUAAUCUUCUUGGAAGGCUUCAGUUUCCAUCGUCAGUGUAUUUAUUGCUGUCUUUUUUUUAUCCUAACAUAGAUAGCUAAGUUUAAGGGGGGAAUCAAAGCAGGGAAGUGGGUAAUAUUUGAACAUUAAAAAAAAGUAAUCUUCAUCAAGGGGCUCGUAGCAUUACAAAACGGAAGACUUUAUAUAUAUCUUAUUGUAGUUUUGUCAAUUGGCUUUGACUCAAGCUUUUGCUUAACACCACCAUAUUAACCAUCAUACAUAAUUUAAUUACACAAUUAGUACCUAUUAUUAUUAUUAUUAUAUAUAUAUAUAUAU